AAGUAACCUAACAGACAGACCGACAUUUCAUUCGCACUGUCAUUGUGACUGCAGUAAUGAUGGCAUCUUUUCAGGUUUUACGUUGUUUGUGCGUGUUUACACUCAAUAAACCGGUUUAUCUCGGAAGAGCUAUCUCAGCAUGUGGACUGAAGACUUCCACCGUCAAUCACGGACAACCUGAUUCAGUGUCAGCUGUGACAUAUGAACAGCUCAAAGCCAUGCUGGCCAAUCACAGCGUGCAGCUGUUUGAUGUCAGGAAUACAGAUGAAUUCCAGGCUGGCCGGAUCCCUGAUUCUGUCAACAUUCCUUUAGGACAGCUUGAGGAGUCACUGAAACUCCCACCACAACAGUUUCAACUGCAGUUUGGGGUGAAAGCCCCUGAAAAGGAAGAUAAUAACAUAGUUUUCCAUUGCCGAAGUGGAAAAAGGAGUCUGACUGCUCUUGAAAUCGGUCAUCGUCUGGGAUUCUCUAAGGCACGGCAUUAUGCUGGCGGAUACAUUGAUUGGGAACAGCGUGAGAAGAAGUAAAAGGACUUACUGAGCAUCAUUUUAAAUUAACUUCACAUCACUGUUACAGUCAUAUUAAUCUGGACCAAUAAUCUGGAAAUAGAAAAUACAAUUAAAUAUUGACUGUUGAAACUGAAGAAAGUGAAUUUUACAAAAAUGUGAAUUUUAAUGACUCAUCAGUUAUUAUAUAUGAAACGUUUAAUUAAGAUGUGAUUUCAUUGAUAUGUGAAUAUGAAUUACUCAGUGUAUUAGAGUCAUUAUUGAUAUAGUUUAAUGACUCAUUAAUUACCGAUAUGAUAUGAAUAAUAUCUGAUUAAGUUAAUUUUU
Messenger RNA from Carassius carassius (crucian carp), 833 nucleotides. RefSeq names its product thiosulfate:glutathione sulfurtransferase-like. NCBI's taxonomy places the organism in Eukaryota, Metazoa, Chordata, Actinopteri, Cypriniformes, Cyprinidae. The coding region runs from base 57 to 527 and encodes 156 amino acids. Gene Ontology annotation, cellular component: mitochondrion. The transcript has 4 exons. The record is from RefSeq and is a predicted model, not a curated record. Gene Ontology annotation, molecular function: thiosulfate-cyanide sulfurtransferase activity.